AUGAGUGGGCACCAGUUCACCCGAGAGAGAGGGGGAGGUAUGGAAGGCUGGAUAGAGGAGAGGUUAGACAAGGUGUUGGCCACGACAGGUUGGAGUGAUAUGAAUGGCGGUGCUUGGAUUGAAAAUAUACUGACUCGUACUUCGGAUCACUCGACUCUUUUCCUCAAUAUUAAUGCAACGACUUUGCAUAGGGGUAGGGGUUCGAGGGGUUUUAGGUUCAAGAUGGCUUGGCUCCAUGAUGAGGGGUGCAGGGAUGUGGUUGAGACUGUCUGGCAGGAUGGGAUGACUGAGGGGUUGCUGAAUUAUCAGCAGCAUUGUGGUAGUAGACUGAUGCGGUGGGGAGGGGAACACUUUCAUAAGUUUGGGGACCGUAUGAAACAACUGCAAAAGAAGCAGGAAGUGUUGAGAGAUCGGAGGGACCAGGUUGCGUUGGCCGAGUUCCAGCGAUUGGAGGGUUUACUUUGCCAGCUGGAGGCCUAG
Molecule: messenger RNA, 480 nt
Organism: Ipomoea nil (Japanese morning glory)
Lineage: Eukaryota; Viridiplantae; Streptophyta; Magnoliopsida; Solanales; Convolvulaceae
Exons: 1
Coding region: 1-480 (159 amino acids)
Source: RefSeq, a predicted model, not a curated record